Messenger RNA from Torulaspora delbrueckii, 1470 nucleotides. RefSeq lists its product as uncharacterized. The record is from RefSeq and is a predicted model, not a curated record. Gene Ontology annotation, molecular function: protein binding. Lineage: Eukaryota; Fungi; Ascomycota; Saccharomycetes; Saccharomycetales; Saccharomycetaceae. The coding region runs from base 1 to 1470 and encodes 489 amino acids. The transcript has a single exon.
AUGCCUACAGAUUUCCCACCUUCUUCCCCCAUAUUGGGAACAGUGGUCGCAAACGAUGACCCUUUUUACCAGCCCUCCUCAGAUGAUGUAUAUGGCCCAAGCAGAGCUCAAUUUCUAGGUAAGAGACGAAUUGAACAGCUGUAUGAUGGACACCGCCAUUAUCCGACUCCCGUGGCUUCUUCAACGACUGGUAGGUCUUCUUCUCCCAUCAGAGCAGCCAAUAAUACGCCGAAAAGCAAUCGCACACACUCAACUGAGAGCAUUCCCAUAGAAUUCAACCCUCGUGAUUGUAGUCGGUUGGCAAUUGGCCGUAAAAAGUCUGUUUGUGAUGUAGUUCUUCCAAGUAAGAAGAAUAUUUCCAGACAACAUGCAUUUAUCACGUACCUACCAUCGGAAGAACAAGUCAAACUAGAGUGUAAUGGUGUCAAUGGGAUUGUCGUUGUUGUACCUCAGCAAUUACAAUGUCAUUUGAGAAAAAGUGAAGAAGAAGAGACUGCAUAUAGACUUCUCAUUGAUGACAUUGCCCAAGAUAUCGUUCACGAUAAAGAACUCGAGAACGCUAAUGGGAUAACUUCGUUUGUUCUGUUGAAGGGAGAGAGUGUAUUGAUGCCAUAUAUCGAUGGUACUACCAUUGAUUUCAGACAAGCUGAAGCUUUCUUGACUAUGAAGGAUUUAAAGGAUGAUGAGACAAACAGUACUGAUACUGAAGAUGAACAGUUUACGCUAAUGCCGCAGAGUGAGGAAUUCCGUGAGACUAUUACCACUCCCAGAAAAUUGAUCACAAUACCACAAUCGCCACCGACCGCUCAAGCACAAGAGGACCACAUCGAGGAAGAAGAAUUACCACAAUUACCACAGCUUAUCGAACAUACAACGCCUUGCAGCUCUUUCACUUUGGAUAUUCCAUCUACUCCUGUUAAAAUUAAGAAGAGUUGGGAAGUCAAAGAAGAGGUAGAAGGUACACCACUACCUGUCUUGCGCCAUAACGUCCCAGAGUUGCCUAGCCAAAAAUUGCAUAUUUCAGAGGUAACAAAAGAGCAUGAACACAAGAAAAAGCAGCAUAAACCUAACGGCAAACUCAUUAAAACACCAGCAGAAAUCUUGCUUUCGCUCGAGGGUCGAGGAAUUCCUUGCAAAGAAUUGCAACAUGUAUUGGCCAAUCACCUAGCAUUUGCUAACAUUCAACAAACUCCGCUUUAUCAACUGCAACAAGUGAACUCGAAGACCAGCACAUUGACCCGAGCUGAAUUGCGUGUUCUGUUAAAAACCGAAUCAUGCAUUGGUGUUAUUCAUCGUGAAGGUAAAGACGCGGCAGGAAAACCUUUAGAUGAGGAGUACUACUAUGACCUGGAAAACGAUCCAGACACUGAGAGAAGAAGCCUUGUCACUGCAUUGAAAGGUGGAAGAUCGGGACUCAGAUCCUGUAGAAGAACUCAUAAACAAUAUUUUUGGAAGAGACCAGCCAAGUAA